AUGAAUGCGAAAUCUGACUCGAGCGUGAGGAAACAAAUUUCCUUCCAUUUCCUACCUGCGAUAACACCAGAACCCAACAGCCGCCGCGAGGUUGAGCUCCGACAAUCGAGUGCCAGGUCACAUCUCGCCAAAUCCAUGCAUCGAAGUAAAAGAGCCAGCAACAAACUGUCAUCAGACCAAGAAGACCUCGAACUACACAGGGUCAGUGAGGGUAUGACGAUGGUGGAGAGGAGAACCAAGAGAAAUGACAGACAGCUUCUGCUUACCUCUGGUCAGCUCAGCAUGUGCAUUAUCCCCGACAGGAUAGUGGAUCCGCACACCAAAAUGCUGCUUCACUAUUGCACACAAUCUUUCUGGCCAGGCUUCGAGAUCGGGUCAGCCGCGUUUCAUAUCCCACCAUUUGCACUUGAUUACAACACCCUUGUUGCUCAAGGUCCAGCAUUGGUGCAUGCUUGUCUGUGGCAAGCUGCUGUGAACCUUGCGUUCAAGAGAAAUUCGCGGGUUACGGAUAAGCAAAGCUUACUACACUACAACCAAGCCAUUGCGCAUAUCUCCAAAGACAUCACGAAACCCGUUGCACAGAUACCUGAGCAGACUCUUUAUGCUAUCCUCAGUCUGUGUGGUCCUGAGAUGUCACCAGACGAUGGAAACGGCAUCACGAAAAAGGCGUUCAAUCCGCCACUAGCGGAGCUCUCUUGGAUCCACGUCUUUGGAAGCAGACUUCUCAUCGAUUCGCAUGCAAGGGCUUUGAUGAAUCUGGUAGACUUGAAAGGCGGUAUUCACAAUGUCAAGUAUGCGGGCUUCCAAGCUUCCUUCAACUACAUGGAUCUUGUACGCGCCACGCAAAUGCUUGUCAAACCUCACCUUCCAGUGUCUCAGCUUUACGGCCGUGUCAAGGAGACCCAUGAGAGGGCCAAGUUCUUCGGUUAUGCUUCUGACUUCUCCAAUCAUUCUCCAAUCGACGAAGGAUCGCAUAUCAUUGACAGGCUGGAUGUGCUUGGACUAUCAGUUGAUAUCAGAGAAGUUAUCUACGACAUGAGGAUAUGGGUCAAGGUUAUUGAGGCAUAUCAUCACAACACCUUAACAAACCCUGAUCUUUCUCUUCUAGCUGCCCACAGGGAUCUCAUCCAACAGCGUCUUCUCGCAACUCUCCCAGACGGGUACGAUGGCAAGAAGCUAGAGCAAAUAGACACGUCAUCAACAACCACUGCAGACCACUGGAUCAACGAGAUCAUUCAGACAGCUUUGCUGGUAUUCUCAUUGGGCGUCACAUGCCCAAUCUCCUACGCGCCCCCUUACCAUCAUGCUGCGCAGAGGUUACAGGCACAGCUCAUCCUGUAUAAGGAUCGAGCAACCCAUCUAGGAUUGUCUCACCUCUUGAUAUGGCUCGGCAUGUUGGGGAUCCUUUGUACGGAACAGGUUGGGUCCCAGCUCAGAGAGUGGUUCGUUGGAUUCCUCGGUUUGGUAGAACAGAAGCACGGACUCGCUGGGGACAUCAGGGAUUGGGAUAUGGUCAAGAAAGAAUCACUUGUGCCCAUCUUGUGGUCUUCUGUCGCAUGCGAUGCUACAGCCAGAAGGGCGUGGCGUGAUGUCAAAGAUGUCGCGGACGAGAUGUCUUGGAAUUGGGGUAGGACAACAUGGUCGACGAUGCUUGGGACUAUAUGUGGAUAA
Molecule: messenger RNA, 1671 nt
Organism: Fusarium proliferatum ET1
Lineage: Eukaryota; Fungi; Ascomycota; Sordariomycetes; Hypocreales; Nectriaceae
Exons: 1
Coding region: 1-1671 (556 amino acids)
Source: RefSeq, a predicted model, not a curated record